GCUUUUAAGCUCUGUGUCGCUCACACACACACACACACUCACUCACUCACUCCUGUGUUAUUCUCACUGUUGGAGACAUGUCUUCUCUCUACGUUCCUGCACCAGCGUGUCUGCAGAAACCACUGAUGGUUCCUCAUCGCCACAUGUUUGGACCUGGACCUUCUAACGUCCCUCCUCGUGUCCUGGAGGCUGGAGCCAAACCUGUGAUUGGACACAUGCAUCCAGAGAUUUUUGAGAUCAUGAACGACAUCAAACAUGGAAUCCAGUACAUGUUUCAGACCCACAACCCUGUGACUUUAGCGGUGAGCGGCACCGGACACGCUGCCAUGGAGUGUGCCAUCUUCAACGCUGUGGAGGCCGGGGAGAGCGUGCUGACCGAGGUCAACGGUAUCUGGGGAGAACGAGCAGCAGACAUGGCCCAGAGGAUAGGUGCCAGAGUAAACACCGUUGUGGCGCCCCCUGGUGGCUUCCUCACUAACGCAGAAAUUGAGCAGGCUUUAGUGAAACACAGACCUGUCGUGUUCUUCCUCGCACACGGAGAAUCGUCUACAGGCGUCUUACAUCCUUUAGCUGGCAUCGGACAGCUGUGUCAUAAGUAUAACUGCCUGUUCCUCGUCGACUCUGUCGCGUCAGUUGGUGGAGCCCCACUCCACAUGGACCAGCAAGAGAUAGACGUCCUGUACACUGGUUCUCAGAAGGUUCUGAACGCGCCGCCAGGUACAGCACCCAUCUCCUUCAGUGAGAGAGCAUGUCAGAAAAUAUUCAACCGGAAGACGAAGCCCGUGUCGUUCUCCUUGGACUUGAAUUGUCUUGCAAACUAUUGGGGAUGUGACGGCAAACCGUCCAGAGUAUAUCACCACACAGGUCCAGUUACUGCUUUUUAUUCUCUGAGAGAGAGCCUGGUUGUCCUUACUGAAGAGGGUCUGGAGGAGUCUUGGGAGAGACAUCACAAAGUGGCUGAAUAUUUCCACGCCGAACUAGAAAACAUGGGACUCAAACUUUUUGUCAAAGAAAAAAAAGCCAGGUUGCCCACGGUGACCACUAUUGUUGCUCCUCAUGGAUAUGACUGGAAGGAGAUUACACGCUACAUCAUGAAAACACACAAUUUAGAAAUUUCUGGAGGCCUUGGACCGUCAGUCGGUCUGGUGUUGCGUGUGGGACUGAUGGGAUGUAACAGCACCAAGGCUAAAGUGGACAUGGUGCUGGCAGCUCUCAAAGAUGCUUUGAAAAACUGCCAUGAGAACAAACUUUAAACUUUAAAAGUUGGAUUUGCAUGGAUGUUUGGAGUGAGGCAACAUCUAAAACAUGCAGGGGACCAGGACUGGGAAACACUGCCCUGAUCCAUCCUUGGGUGUGCGGUUUCAUAUCAGGAGCAUGGUGAUGUCGCGUUAUCUGUUUACCAAGCAUGUGGUGAUGGCCUGACCACAGACGCACAAAAUCUUUGCUUACAGUAUAUGAAAUGUAUUGCUAAUCUUAUCAAUGUGAAUGCAUAUUUGUCACAGACACCGGUUUAUUUUGCUGCCAUUGUUAUUGCAUUUGCAAGUUGAAUAUUGACAAUUUGAAAUAAAGAAUUCCAUUC
Messenger RNA from Solea solea (common sole), 1579 nucleotides. It is a transcript of the gene agxta, whose product is annotated as alanine--glyoxylate and serine--pyruvate aminotransferase a. Lineage: Eukaryota; Metazoa; Chordata; Actinopteri; Pleuronectiformes; Soleidae. Gene Ontology annotation, cellular component: peroxisome. The transcript has 11 exons. Bases 78 to 1253 code for a protein of 391 amino acids. Gene Ontology annotation, molecular function: L-alanine:glyoxylate transaminase activity; L-serine:pyruvate transaminase activity. The record is from RefSeq and is a predicted model, not a curated record.